GCGAGGCAAUUGUGGGCGACUUCGGAAAACAAAGCGCUCUGUGUGGCCAGACCCUAAAAAGUCAUCUUAACUGUCAGAUCAAGAUUAACAAAUACACCAAACCGGCCACACAUAUUGUCCAACCUCCUAAUAAAAUUAUUUUCUUACCCAAGGUUGAACUCCAUACCCUGAAUCACAAACCUAUUAUCUUGCUGUGUCUGUUUAUGUCCAGAUUGUUAUCUCUUUAAAUUUAUUUAGAUUGAUUGCAUUGAGAUUUUCCUGACACGGGCCUUGUCCCUCUACAAAGGAUACAUAGGAAUGCAACAGCUCAAGCUAACAAGCCAGAUAGCUGCAAGAGAGAGUGAGGGAGGGAGACAGUGACCAAUCUAUAUAAUCCUAUUAGCCUAACAAUGAUACAGCUGGUCUGGCGUACAAGGGGACUGGCUUUAUUAGUAUGACCAAUUACGUGAAGGGAUAGAACAGUAUAAAUCCUUUGACAUUCCUUCACACACAGCAUGUCAUAUUUUAGCCAGUGUCAAUACUAUUCCGUUCCGAGCGACUCUGAAACCAUGAAGAACCUGGUGGCCCUGAUAGUACUGAGCCUUCUUUCUCUGCAUUGCACUGCAGCACAGGCUGAAGACAUCAACUUAGAUCCAGAAAAGUUACCUGCGUUUUGUACCAGUUAUAAGUGUCCCAGAUAUCAGCUAGUGAGAAAAUAUGAGAAAUUUGAGCACAGAAUUUAUAAUGCAACUAAUUGGGUAACCACAUCUUUAGAGCUGGACUUCCUUGGCAUUGGACUAGUGAAAAGCUUCAAACGCCUGCUGGAUUAUAUCAAUGGGCAAAAUUCUGAAGGUCUAGAGAUGAAGAUGACUGUACCAGUGCGUAUAAAGGUUCCAAUGAGUGAUAUUUUAUCUACUAACGCUACCAUGUCAUUCUUUGUGCCACCAGCUGUGGUGACUCCUCCUACUCCCCUGAACCCUGCUGUUUAUGUUGAAAAACUCCCUGAAAUAUCAGUAUAUGUCAGGUCAUUUGGUGGCUAUGCUCUGAACUCAGAGUAUGAGAAGCAAGCUAAAAUACUUGUGAAGGAACUGGUGGCCCUGGAACUGCCUUUUGAUAAUUCAUAUGGGACAGCUGCAGGCUACAAUGAUCCUCUAACUUUUUUCAAUCGUCACAAUGAAGUUUGGUACAUGGCGAUGUAAAUGAGGAGACACAUGCUGGUUUUUGGCAAACAAAAUGUCCAUGUGCAACGUUCGUUAGUAGAAAUACAAUUAUAAUAUAUAUCACACCUCAGCAUAAACAGUAAUAUGAUGGAGAGGUGGAUCAUGUAUCAAUAUUUUGGAAAAAUGUCCAAAAUAAUAUGUAUUCCGAUUGUGACUAUUGGUGGUCAGUCAUCCCAGAAUUUAAUGUGUUUUCAUAUUAUAAAUCACAAAAAUGUUUGGUCUCAAUCAUGAUCAGUGCUAAUGUAUCUUUACACUUUCCUGGCAAGGCCAAAGUCAUUUUACUCAAGCUAAUGUUAAACUUGGAGAAUCCCCAUCUUUGAGGUAUAUUUAUCAAAGAGUGAAGUUAGAGAUCACCGCAGUCCGCUAAAGUGAAAUACUGCCUCUCC
Xenopus laevis (African clawed frog) is the source of this 1585-nucleotide messenger RNA. Its product is annotated as heme-binding protein 2-like. Lineage: Eukaryota; Metazoa; Chordata; Amphibia; Anura; Pipidae. The transcript is spliced from 4 exons. The coding region runs from base 495 to 1178 and encodes 227 amino acids. The record is from RefSeq and is a predicted model, not a curated record.